Messenger RNA from Rubroshorea leprosula, 401 nucleotides. The record is from the annotation of a GenBank genome assembly. Lineage: Eukaryota; Viridiplantae; Streptophyta; Magnoliopsida; Malvales; Dipterocarpaceae.
AUUCUUUGAUCUCCAAUCUUCACUUUACAUUUCUGCUUUAACACUCCAGAGAGGGAAAAAAGGAAAAACAUGGCGGCAUAUUUGCACAGAGGCUCCAUGAACGUAGAACAAGAUCCGGAAGCUUUCAAUAACGGCGAUUUCCGAGAGAACCUUGACGAUGAUGGUCGCCCCGAGAGAACUGGUAAGAUGGACUUGGGUGACCGCAAGUGUUCAUAUCAUCGUAGCCAUGAUUGGUCCCGGUUUGCUGUCUCUGGCAUGGGACAUGGCUCAGCUGGGCUGGAUAGCUGGCUUCGGCGUUCUCAUGGCUUUCUCCUUCAUCACCUACUUCACCUCCACUCUUCUGGCGGACUGCUACCAAUCUUCUGAAUCCGUCACCGGAGGAAGAAACUAUAUUUACAUGC